AUGCGCGCCUCGCGUCCGGCCCUCCGACAGGGCGCCUUCUCCGCACAGGCAUCCCAGGCCUUCCGCGCCCAGCGAUUCCGCUUCCGCGAGAGCAGCAAGAGGUGGCAGAGCACGGCCGACGGCGCCCAGCAGCAGCACCAGAGCUGGUUCAAGCGCGCCUGGGAGAGCGAGGUCGGCAUCAAGACGGUGCACUUCUGGUAUGAUUUCCCUCACUCCUUCGUUGUCGCCCAAGCUAACGCCAUGGUCAUCCAGGGCUCCCGUCAUGAAGGUCCGCCACACAAACACCGCCCCUUACAAAUUAACAAGGUAGCAGAUGCUAACAAGGACUGGCAGUGGGCUCUCGUGCUUGCCGGCAUCUCCGACUUUGCCCGCCCUGCUGAAAAGCUCUCCUUCACGCAGAACUUUGCCCUGACGUGCACUGGUCUGAUCUGGACCCGGUGGUGCUUGAUCAUCAAGCCCAAGAACUACCUUCUUGCUGCCGUCAACUUCUUCCUCGGUCUCGUCGGUAUCGUCCAAGUCUCCCGCAUCCUCAUGUACGAAUCGGCCAAGAAGAAGGGCCUCGCCGAGGUCGUCGAGGAUGUCAAGAAGGACGUCAAGGAUCAGGUCAAAGCCUAA
Metarhizium robertsii ARSEF 23 is the source of this 615-nucleotide messenger RNA. Its product is annotated as UPF0041 domain protein. The record is from RefSeq and is a predicted model, not a curated record. The coding region runs from base 1 to 615 and encodes 204 amino acids. Gene Ontology annotation, cellular component: mitochondrial inner membrane. Gene Ontology annotation, biological process: pyruvate import into mitochondria. Lineage: Eukaryota; Fungi; Ascomycota; Sordariomycetes; Hypocreales; Clavicipitaceae. The transcript has 2 exons.